AAAAAAAACAACACAACAACCAACACUUGUUUAAUUAUCACCACAUAACCAAACACAUCUUUUUUAAUUAAUAUUUACAAUUUUGUGACCACAACAAAAAUGGAAGAAGAAUUGAAAGUGAUGGACAAACAAAGACAUGCAAGAGGAGAUGAAGAUUGGAAUCAAGAGGAUGGAGGAGUGGUUGCAGGUGGAGAGAGGAUUUCCAUUGAAGAUCAUGAUGAAGCGACAAGUCAUGAUCAGGAUUUAUCUAGAAAAUCAUUGGACGAUAUUGAACUAAACUCUGAACCUAGACCGUCAAUGGAAAGUUUGGAAGCACCACAUACUAUUGGAAACUAUGCACAAUUGGAUCAGGAAAGUUCAAAGCCGAAACUUGCAAGAAAUCCCUAUAUUUCACUUCUAUUUCAUAAUAAGAGAUUUUUAAUUAUUUGGAUGGCAGGUGUCUUGUCAGGAAUGGGAAAUUACUUUUCAGAAAUUGGUAUUGCUUAUGAAGUGGAAGAACGUACAACUGUUGGAUUUGCCACAAGUGCUGUAUUUCUCUGUAUCUUUUUACCGUCAUGUGUUGCUACUCCAUUCGCAGGUGUAGUUUCUGAUAUUUUCGAUAGACGAAAGGUCUUGAUUGUCUGCAAUGUCCUGAGAGCCAUUCUAGCUUUCGUCCUCAUUGGUGGUUGCUUUAUGGAAAAUAAGGCAGUCCUCUUCUCCUUCUAUUACAUCAUCCUUGCCUUAAUAUUUUUCCUUAAUGCAUUUUAUGAUGCUUCGAGAGGAUGCAUGAUGCCACUCUGUGUCGAUCACAAUGAUUUGGUCGCGUGUAAUGCAUUGGAUAGUUUGACAUGGUUGUUUUGUUCGUAUACAGGUGGUGCCAUUGGUGGAGCUGUGAGAGUUGCAUUUGGAUUGAUUACUUGUUAUGUAUUGAAUGGAGUUUUGUUCUUGAUUGCGUUGGCAUUGUCAAUUGCCUUGUUGUGGUUCCCUGAUUUGAAUCCACCGAAACCAGCCGAUUUCCCAACUAAACCAUUACCAAUGAUGAAACAUUCUGUGAAGGAAUUAAUUGCUGGCUUCAAGUUAUUAUUCAGUGGAAAGGGUUACUUGUUGAGUUUUGUUGUUAUGAAAUUAUUGGGAUCAUCAGUUUGGGCCAGUAUUGAAUUUAUCAAUGUUAAAUUAUCCGAAUUACCAUCAAUGCAAUUAUUUAAUGAUGAAGGAGGAGCCAAGCUCACUAAUACCAUUGCUUACUGUCUAUUUGGCGUUGGAUCAGGUUUAGCUCCAAUGUUAUUCGAAUUAACUUUUGGAAAUCGUAUAAGAAGAUCAGUGAGGAGUGCAUUCUGGACUCGUUUCAUAAUUCUUGGAUCUUUCUUGGUUUUCCCAGCUGCAUUCUUACUCAUGUCUUUCAGUGUCCAUGCCAGUAUGUUUAUUAUUGCUGAAUUCUUUAUUGGAUCAGCAGGAGGUGUCAUGUGGGUUUAUUCCAUGUCAUCAAUCGAACAUUUGACACCUAAUCAUUAUUUGGGAAGAAUUACAGCUUUUGAUAUUUGUUUUGGAUAUGGAAUAGGUCAAGCCAUUGGUGUUUUGAUUCCUUCUCCUUUCUUGUAUGAUAUUUUUGGAAUUUUAACACCACAAUUACUAUGUUUGGUAAUGUUUGUAUUUUCUUGGUUGAUUUUCUGCCUAUUUAUUGUUUGGUUUUAUUUGGCAAAGAAUAUUCACCAACAUCACACUGUUGAAGAGCAUCAUGAAGAAGUAAUGUCGCAUUGAAUUAUUACAAUGAAUUAUCAAAUUGUAAAUAAAAUUAAUGUUUUC
Messenger RNA from Naegleria gruberi, 1782 nucleotides. RefSeq names its product DUF894 domain-containing protein. Gene Ontology annotation, biological process: transmembrane transport. Bases 100 to 1737 code for a protein of 545 amino acids. The transcript has a single exon. NCBI's taxonomy places the organism in Eukaryota, Heterolobosea, Eutetramitea, Acrasida, Naegleriidae. Gene Ontology annotation, molecular function: transmembrane transporter activity. The record is from RefSeq and is a predicted model, not a curated record.